GAGUAAGAUCUUUGCCUUGUGGGUGAAGGGGUUUGGAGCCAGGGCUUUAUCCCUGGGAGCCAGCCUAGGUUUGCUUUUUGGCUGAACUAUUACAUGCAUAGGAGGUGUGGCCGGAUGGGUUUCCCUGUGGAAUGUCAGCAGGGGGUAUGUGUGUGUGCGAGGCACCCAAAUGCCCUGGGGGAUGGUGGGGUUAGACACUGCUUCUUGCUGCUCUGGUGCCCUGUCCCCCGACUAGACUGUCUGGUCUCAGCACAGAUACAGGCAGGACUGGUCUGAGAUCUAGACAAGGCAGUCAGGGUUCCUUAGCCAGCAUAGCUCAGAUGGCCAAGAUCUGGCAGUUGUUGCUGGAGAAACAGACCAUUCUCCUGGCUUCCAUGUGGCCCAGCUCUGCAGAGAGCCCAUGUUGCUGCUGCAAGGAAUGGCAGUGGGGCUUAUGCCACCAGUGGUCUAGUCAUCAGCUGUCAUGCUUCCUGUGUCGUGGUUUGUGAGUGCUAAGGGGUGAGCUGCAUGGUGGAUGUGGCUGGCCGUGCUCCUAGAGGGAGGUGAUGCUCCAUCUCUGCACAGUGCUGCUGAGGUGAGAAGCUGUUCUUUGUGAGUGCAGCUGGGGAUUUCAGCUGCUCCGCUGAGCGGGCUAGAAAGCGCUGCCCAAUUAACACUCCUGCUUCUUGCCCGUGCAUCUGCCCUGGAUGUCCAGCCCUGGAUUGGAGCAUUUGAAAUGCUGCUUCUGAGGGCCAGAGCCUGAGAAUAAGGGACGGGAAAUGUUAACUCCUUUUCUCUUCUGUAUUUGCUCAUGAGCUGCUGAACCUGUUGCAGAGAGUAGCCAUUGCCCUUUGCUUUGGGUGUCCCGGGCUCUGUCUUCCCCAGGUCUCCCUUUUGCUUUGCCCACUCUCCUAGGACGGGGGUUGUUCUCACUCCUGUGCCCGGAGGGGGUAGGUGCAGAGUGGUGAGGUGCCGCCUGCCCCAGCAGCCGAGGGAAGCCUUUCUCCCCACAGCAUCCCUCACACACAUCCCAUCCCCAAGUCCCCCCUCCCCUCACCCAAAGGGUUAGUCUUUAAUGGACAAUCUCUGGUCUCUGUGGUUCUCUCUCUCUGCGUCUGGGACCUACACGGAAACUGCUGCAGCUCUUCCUCCAGGCUGCUGCUUCACACGCCCCAGCCAUCCCCGCCCUCUCUCACUACCAAAGCAGAAGGUUGAAGUUUGCCAGGCUAGAAACCUGUCCUCUCUGGAGGGAAGUCUGCUGAGGAAGUCUGGAUAGCGCAGCCCCCUGGGCUCAGCUCCUUCCUCUCCCUAGGGCUGUGUGUGAUUCAGCCCCCCACAGCCCAUUGAGGAGCAGGGACCUGUGAUCCAAGAAGGCUCUGUCCUGGCCAUGCUGCCAUGGGUGGGGAUGCUGGUCUUCUUCCUACUGCUCAUCUUCCUGUGUGUCCGGGAUUGGGUUCAGAAAGCAAAAGUUCCCAGCAGCUCUGGGGCCCAGCUGGUCUGCAAGCCCUCUGUGCUGGCUGCCUACCUGGAGAGCCAGUGCCAGGCCUUGAAAAGCCUAUGCGAAGCCAGCUGGCCAUGGAGGGCUCUCCCCUCCCUGCAGACAUUGGCCAGCAUGAUGGGGCCCCUGGAUAGCAGGGUGCACUUUGUAAGGACCUAUCUGCAGCUAAGCGAUGAGGGGCUGGUGGCACUGGACUGGGCAGUGGGACCAGCACAGCAGAAGAAGAGACAGACAUCCACCAUCUGCAGCACACCUGUCCUGCUGCUUAUCCCCAACUCCUUCGGGAAGGUCACCCGCAACAUCAGCAAGCUAUGUCACGUGGCACUUCUUCAUGGCUACCAUCCUGUUGUCUUUAACCGCCGUGGCCAGAACGGCUGCCCCCUAAGCACUACCACGCUGCAGCCGUAUGGGGAUCCUGCUGACCUGCGAGAAGCCAUCCGAUACAUCCGCUCCCAGUGCCCAGGGGCCCUGGUCUUUGCAGUGGGGGAGAGCACUGGGGCAGGGCUCCUGUUCUCCUACCUGGGAGAAUGUGGUUCCUCUAGCCACCUGACAGCUGCUGGCUGCAUCUCCCCCAUCUUUGAUCCUCGGGGAUGGUUUGAAGCUGGGUGCCCCUGGCUAUGGCAGCAAUUCUUGCUCAUGUCCCAGAAGAUGUGGCUCAGCCGGUUUGCCACGGUGCUAGGGGAGGUUCUUCCCCUGGAUCGUUUCUUUGGGGGGCAGUCACUGAGGGAGCUGGAGGAGGUCUUGUUCUGCCAGGCCCAGACCCGGGACUUGUACUGGGAGAGGAACGACCCCCUGCGGGACGUGGACGACGUGGCAGUACCAGUGCUGUCCAUCUGCAGCCAGGACGACCCCAUGUGUGGGGCCCCCAAGGACACUCUGCCCUUUGAGCUGUUUGAGACAAAUCCCUACUUCUUCUUAGUGCUCACCCAAGGAGGCGGACACUGCAGCUUCUUCAAGGAUAGCCUGUGUGGUGCCUUCUGGAGCCAUGAGGUGCUGCUGGAAUUCUUCCACACCACUGGGGAUUUCCUCCUCGCAGAGGACAAACUGAAGGGCCAGGACAAGAAGAGAGGGGCCAGGCUGGUGAUGAAGGUCACCCAGGGCAGAAGUGGCUGCAGGCAGGAGUCCUGCUGCCCCCACAAUAGCCCUGACAUUUACAGCUGGCAGCGCUCCUACACCCGCUGACCUGCUCUUCAUUCGGCAUCUGGAGGACGUUCUGCUGACCUUUCCCGAGAGCUCUGUCUCAUCGGCUGCACCUGGAUGGUUUCUCAGCAGCCCAGACAGCUGGGUUGUGCCAUACCCUCCCUACCCCCCAUGCGCUCUUGGGACUGUGACUCUUUGUAACAAGAACAGGGCCAUCCCUAGGGGGGUGCAGGACCCAGGGCGAAAGAGAUGGAUUAGUCUCUUCCAGGACCGACCACCCUGGGCAAUCGCACUGGCCUGGGGCCCCCCAAAAGCACAGGGCCCGGAACAGUCACCCUGAAGGGACAGCUCUGAACAAGAACAUAGUAUUUCAGUGAACAAACGGAUCAUGUUAGAUGAUAACUGCAGCGUGACAGAGGUGCUGGGUGUUGGCAUCUCAGGUUCUGCCCUGUCAGAUGUGGUGUUUGUGUCCCAGUGCCAGUGGCUCCUGGUUGUGAUAAUGUGAUGCGUUUUUGUGCCUUUGCUGAUGGUUGCCAGGUACUGUGAUGUCCCAGUGCUAGAAGAUUGGGGUCCAGCCAGGUGCUAUGCUGCAAUGGAACAGAAAGGGAUGAAUGAUUAUUUAUUUUGUAGCACCUGAAUUUAUGCUGGGUGCUUCAUGGAAGACCUACUAAGACACAGGCCCUGCUGCAGUGAGCAUAUCUCUAGGUUUUACAGGUGUCCAAGCAAAUGGAGGUAGCUGAGAGUCAGGAGGGAGGCCAGGGGCUGCAGCAGAAUGAUGAGGGGUGACUCAGGGUCACUGCCUGGGCAGCAUUUUGGGCCUGUUACUUUUCUCCAUGUAGCUCUAAAAAUAAGGACAUUAAUUGGCGUAGAUUCCCUUCCUGAGGCUGGAACUGCUGUACAUAGCUGGGUGAUGCAGUGCUAGACACUCCUGGAUCCUCAUCUGUAAUGCACCCCUGUUGUGUAGUUGUACCUCCUUGCCCAUGUGUGCAGGCUAACUGGCAUUCUUCAUUAAUGCUCCAUGACAAGACUAAAAGAUGCUUGAAAUAUUAUUUUAAGCUCAAA
This is a messenger RNA of Dermochelys coriacea (leatherback sea turtle), 3679 nucleotides long. Its product is annotated as protein ABHD15-like. Gene Ontology annotation, molecular function: short-chain carboxylesterase activity; monoacylglycerol lipase activity. NCBI's taxonomy places the organism in Eukaryota, Metazoa, Chordata, Testudines, Dermochelyidae. The record is from RefSeq and is a predicted model, not a curated record.